AAAAUGCCACACCUCUUUUACCUCGUAUUAAUUCCAUAUAACGUUUUUUUCAUAGAUUUUUUGUGUACUGGGUCUUGUUUUAUCGGAAGUAUUAACAAUGCUGCUUAAUAUACAGCUAAUUUAUAAUGAAUCAAAUGGAGUCUCCUCUCCGUACACGGAUCUGUAUACGUCAUUGCGGUUCUGCCCCGGGUUGGCAUGACUCCCACUAGCUAGCUUGUUCAGAACGAACAGGUUUGUGCCGACGACUAGCCGACACCCGAAAGCAUUUGAAAGACAGUGUGACCAGGGGGUGGCCCGACCAGUGAGAAGUAUGAUCACCAGUAAGAUGAAACAGGUGUUCCUGGUGGAUCCAAAGAGAUGUGCUCCAGUUCUCAUUAUGGACACCAAAGAUCCUGAAGCGGGGAUGCUGCACGGCCACUCCGCCGUCGGCCUGGAGACGCGCGGACAGAGGAAGCUGCCGGCGCUGCUCUUCGCUCACGGCAUCCUGACGUGCGCCUGCGCCGCGCUCUGCACGUACACGUUCUACAAGGUCCAGCGCACAGAGGAAGCUCUGCAUAAAACACCACUUCCUGAGGACAAAGGAAUAUACCUGAACAUGCAGAAAGAUCUGAAAUUCAGCACUUACUUGAACUUCACUGUGGUCUGGAACAAUAGUCUGACGCUUGAGCAUGGCAGUGAGGUGAUGGUUCCCCUCGCAGGCCCCUACGUUUUCUACAUCUGUGCUCUUGUGAAAGGGCAUGGCACCAAAGGCAACUUGACCCUGUCACAGGGGCACACAAAUAUCUCCUUUGAACUGUCAGCCCAGUCAGGCACGCGGUGUGUGAGACAGCAGAGAGUGAUCAGCCUCUACGAAAAGGAGAAGAUCACCUUCAGUUUCAGAAACACGUAUGACCCAUAUCUCUUCCUGCAGGUCCUCAAGGUAGGCCUACACUACUUGCUGGGAGCCCAAGACUUUGAUACUCCAGAAUAUGACCCACAUGCCUAAAGGAAUUAUUAUAAUAUAAGGUUUUCCAUACCCUACUCAAGAUAAAACACAAGGGGAAAUGGUUUGGAUUAUUUCUUAUUAACACUGGACAUUUGUCUCAUAGUUAGUCAGGAAAUUUCCUUGGUGUUAAGGUGGUAGCAGGUUGAAAGUCUCAUUGUCUGUUGCUUUUAGUUACUCUGGACUGAUAGAUGCCUGUGAGGCCAAAGAAGACAAUAACAACACAUUAUUAUGUGGAAAUGGGAAAAGAUGCUUUCUACACAGAAAACAGUUUUUUUUUUCUUUAAAAAAAUGUAUCUGUGUCAGAUUUAGAAGUUUGUAUUAGCAGUAGCUCUAAUUUACUGACACAGCUUAUGAGACGCAGUGACACAUCUGCAUCAUAUUGUUACAGUAUGUAAAUUAAUCUAUUGGUAUGGGUUUCUUUUAUCAGAAAAUUGCAAUUAAUACAAGACGUCCUGUUAUGAACUAUUUAUAAUCUGGGAAUGCUUGAAAAUUGCAAGAAAAUAAUGCAACAAAGCCAUGCCAUAAUGUAUUCUAUAAUAGAAAAUAUGUGAGUUGAUAACAUGUUGUAUGAAAGUUUAUACAUAUAUAAAUUGGUGAAUGUAUUUUGGAUUUUAUAUUUAAUACUAUUGGCUUGCCUACUGAUUUUUAGGCUGUUUUAAGCUAUGCAAUAAUAACCACUAUAAUAAUCAAUGUGAUGAUAAUGUUAAAAUGGCAGUGUUCUCAAUGUUUAUUUUAUGAUUUAUGGGUUUAUUUACAAAAAAUAAUAUAACUGGUAAUAAACCCACAAAGUGCCUGAAAACAUGGAAGGAAAUAUUUAAAAUAACUGAGCACUUGUAAAACAUCACUAAUUGCAUGUCCCAUUUGAUCAAAUUUUUUUUUAUACCAUUUGUUGUAUCUGGCAGUACUUUAUUUACAUAGCAAAGUUUGCACCUCAUGUUAUGUGAGCCUAAUCUAUUGUGUGUUAGAGGGUGUGGGGAUGUUUUGUAUUGUAUUAAAUAAAUUAAAUGGUUUAAGAUCUA
Messenger RNA from Ictalurus punctatus (channel catfish), 2004 nucleotides. RefSeq lists its product as uncharacterized. The record is from RefSeq and is a predicted model, not a curated record. NCBI's taxonomy places the organism in Eukaryota, Metazoa, Chordata, Actinopteri, Siluriformes, Ictaluridae. The transcript has 5 exons. Bases 311 to 985 code for a protein of 224 amino acids.